Messenger RNA from Danio aesculapii, 3026 nucleotides. RefSeq names its product alpha-1,6-mannosyl-glycoprotein 2-beta-N-acetylglucosaminyltransferase. Gene Ontology annotation, molecular function: alpha-1,6-mannosylglycoprotein 2-beta-N-acetylglucosaminyltransferase activity. NCBI's taxonomy places the organism in Eukaryota, Metazoa, Chordata, Actinopteri, Cypriniformes, Danionidae. The coding region runs from base 185 to 1426 and encodes 413 amino acids. Gene Ontology annotation, biological process: oligosaccharide biosynthetic process; protein N-linked glycosylation. The record is from RefSeq and is a predicted model, not a curated record. Gene Ontology annotation, cellular component: Golgi membrane; Golgi stack. The transcript has 2 exons.
GAGAGAGAGACCUCCUCGUCUAGUUCACUUUCUCUUCCUGCUUACAACUUUGUUGCACAUGACACUUUAUCAGGAAACCACAAUGUCCGCGUUUACCUGAAAAAUGCCCGGAUUCUGCCCUCAACAGGCGUAUAACAGUAAACAUCGCAUAAUUCUGCUUUCCAUGGUGCUUUGACGUCGAAAAAUGAGAUUCCGGUUGUUGAAGAAGAACUUUAUUGUGUUCCUCGUUAUUUUGAUCGUCUUCAUAAUGUUGUUUUACACCGUACGACGGACUAAAGAUGACUCAAACAUGGAGGAUACUGAUAAAGAAAGCACACACACUGCUGUGAUGGUUAAAUUUGACUAUGGAACCAUCCAGAAUAUGAGAAAAUCCAUCUAUGACAGCAACUACAGACAGUUUAUCCAAAAUGGAGAUCAAUUUCCCUCAGAUCCAGAGGUGGUGAUUGUGGUGCAAGUCCACAACCGGCCGGCGUAUCUCAAAAUGCUCAUACAGUCCUUAGAAAAAGUCACUGGAAUACAAAACGCACUUGUAAUAUUCAGUCAUGACUAUUUCUCUGAGGAAAUUUCUGGUAUGGUCAAGGAAAUUGCGUUUUGUAGAGUUCUGCAAAUUUUCUUUCCCUACAGCAUUCAACUUUAUCCGAACGAAUUCCCAGGACAAGAUCCUCAAGAUUGUCCGAGGGACAUAUCCAAGGAUGACGCCAUCAAAAAGGGUUGUUUGAACGCAAAACAUCCUGAUUCCUACGGACACUACAGGGAAGCGUCAAUAACGCAAACGAAACACCAUUGGUGGUGGAAGCUGCAUUUCGUAUUUGAGCGAGUGCGAAUUCUUCGAGGAUACAACGGAUAUGUCAUAUUCAUAGAAGAAGACAACUAUCUUCUUCCUGAUUUCCACGAAUACUUAAAAUCAAUGUCUGAGCUCAGGAAAACCAGUUGUGGCGAUUGCGAUGUUCUCGCAUUAGGCAACCAUAACAGUUUAUCAGGCUUUCACGAACUUUCUAGCAAAACCGAGACGUCAGGAUGGCUGUCUACCAAACAUAACAUAGGAAUGGGAAUCACCAGAGAGCUCUACUACAAACUAAUGGGAUGCAACAACGCUUUCUGCACAUAUGACGAUUAUAAUUGGGACUGGACCCUGCAGAACUUGUCUGGCACGUGCAUUUCGAAGCCUAUCAAGGUUUUGGUGGCACUCGGAAGUCGAGUUAUUCAUACUGGAGAUUGUGGCCUUCAUCAGAAAGCAGACUGUAGGCCGGAAAUGGCUCAGGAGAAGGUGGAUUCAGCUCUCAAGGAUGUCAAAUCUGUGCUUUUCCCGCCAAUUUUAACAUUGACGGAUCAUGGGCCAGUUGAACAUCAGCCUCACAUGAAGAAUGGAGGUUGGGGAGAUAUUCGAGAUCAUACGCUGUGCGUCAACUACGCAGCUCGACUCUGAACUUUAUAAAUGAGUGCCAUUCAAAAUAUCAGGUUUACACGUUUCAGGAUGAAUAUUUUGCUAAUACCAAAACUGGGAAGAACUAUAAUGGUGUGUUCAUGCGAAUCUCACGAAAAAAAAAAUGGGUCGAUAUUUCACCUCAUAAUCAAAAUACACUAAAAAUGAUUGGGUUUUUGUGACCCACAUUAUAAAAAAAUGUUGGGUUUCACACAAGUCUUUUAUGUUGUCACAGCACAAAUUGUUAAUUUAUUUUUGCUAAUUUAAGUGGAUUAAACACAAAACAAUUAAAUUGCCCUUCAAAAAAAAAAACGUAAAAAUUGUUUUGUUUUCAUUGCAAGAUUGGGUCAAAUAUGGACAAACCCAAGCAUUUUUUAAGAGUCAUUUUAGUUUAAUUGAAAAAAAUUACCCAGCAUUGGGUUUUCUGUAUUUGACCCAAUGUUUUGACGCAUCAUUUUUUAGAGUGCAGUGUAAUAUGCAAUUUCAUUUUUAUUUUAAUUUUUAUAUUUACAUUACCACACGUGGUGUUGGAUUUAAACUUUAAAAAAUUAUGGUUUAUUUUAACCCAAUGCCGGGUCAAAUAUUGAGCAACUUUGGUUGGGUUGAAAAACUUUAUUUAAAUUUACUUUAAAAAAAAAAGUUACUCACUUAAAAGGUUAAUAAUAAUCCAACAGGUAACCCAACGGUGGGAUAGUUCGGCACCAACGUGCUGUUGGGUUAUUUUAACCCAAUCCAUUGGCCCGUUAAAGUUAACCCAACAAAUAAAAAUUACAUUCCAGCUAGGUGAUUUGUUAUGGAGGCGAUUCAAUAAACAUUCAGAUUGACCCAACAUAGCAACCCAAUAUUUUUAGCCCUUCUAUUGGGUAAAAUUAUUAAUCCAACAUUUUUUGAGUGUACCAAACAUUGGGUUUGUCAAUUUUUGACCCAAUGUUUGGUUAAAAUAACCCAGGUUUUUUUUUCAAUAAGAAACUAAAUUUCAUAAAUUGAUAAAUUACUGUCAAUUUACACAACUAAUUUAAAGUGAACAUUGUAUUUCUUUGUAAAAUAAAGUAAAACUAAUUGUAUUUUAUAAGAAAUCUAUCUUAGUUUUUUGGAAUAAAUGUUUUUGCUGUACAUUUUGCAAUAUUUACAAUAAUAUUGGGAAAAAUGCAAUAUAAUAUUGACCCACAUUGAAAUUCAAAUUAAAUUUUUCUAAUACAUACAAACGAAUGACAUUAACAAAUCGAGUAAACAUAAAAAAAUAAAAGCAAAAAGAGCUUUGAACAUGUUUUUCAAUCAUUUACUAUAAGAGGGUUACUGUAUAAUGAGUGUUUUACUCUGAUUGUAAAAAGAAAAGAAAUUGUAACACUGAAUUAAAGGUGAAGUAAAAAAAAAAGUUAUAAUAGUAAUAAUGUUUACUAGAAGCCAUCUAAAUGCAACGAUCUAUGAAAGCCUAAUUACUCAAUAUAUAUUUUUCAAUGUGAUAAUGAGAAUUUGAAAGGAAGUGAGCUUGAUUUGUGUUCACUCUAAAAGCAUAUCUGCUAAAUCUGGUUUAAUUUGAGUUAUGGGUGUGUCAUCAUAACAAUAAAACGCAUCACAUGGUUGAUUUUGUGGUGAAAUGUGA